Vigna unguiculata (cowpea) is the source of this 1012-nucleotide messenger RNA. RefSeq lists its product as uncharacterized. Lineage: Eukaryota; Viridiplantae; Streptophyta; Magnoliopsida; Fabales; Fabaceae. The record is from RefSeq and is a predicted model, not a curated record.
GUUUCGAAGAAACACAAGAGAAACAUCUCAAUCCUCACCUUACUUUCCACGAAAUUCCUCUUUGCACCCUAAAUUUAAGUGAAUUCGUUUCCAACAUCUUCCGUCACCAACAUUCAAGAUUGUAGUCACAGACACUGCAAAAAUCUUGACAUUAUUGUAAUCCAUGUUAUAGCAUUGGCACUGUAAUUCAGAUUACAGUCACAGACAUUGUUAAGCAUCUCAAGAAUCUUCAUACCACAGCAGAAACUGUAGUUGCAGGCACUUCAAAAAUCUUGAGACUGUUACAGUCAAAUUUCCAGUAACAGACACUAUCAAAAUUCCAUGAGUGCUUCAUCAUCACUUCACCUUCUUCCUCUCACAACUUCUUCAUUCGAUGAAUCACUCCAAAAGCUUAAACGCUUGUUACCCUUCUUCGGAUUCAUCAACAUGACGAUCAGCAGCGUGGUAACAAUCUACAGCGCGCACAGAAACAACGACACUCCCACCAUCGUAUUCGUGGCUUUCGUCUACUUCGGAUCCUUCUUCUUGGACUAUUGCUUCCGCUUGUACCACACUCUUCCCCCAUCUUCACCAUCUUCUCACAACAUUAAAAUCGUGAUCUGGGUUUUGAUCAGUUCCAUCAUGUUGGGGUUUGCGUUCGAGUUUUCAACUUUCAUGGGCUUUCUUGAGUCUGUGUUCUUCUUCGCCCUUGUGAUCGGUGGCAACUCGUAUCUGUUCUGUGUCUACUUCAUUUGGGAGAGUGAGAAGAAUGGUGGUAGUGCUUGCAACAGUGAUGAUUGUUGUGAGCGUAAACCAUUGACAGAGGCUAAGGUUGUCGAUGAAGUGUGAUAAAGGUACCAGGUUGAAGCAAUGUCUCUGUUUUGGUCUGAAUAAAUUUGUUUAUAACGAAAAUAAGUGUAUACCGUGUUAUCAACUUGUUGGUUUUUGUAUUAAAUAAAGAAGAUAAGGGAAAUAUUUUGAUACUUUAUAAAUAGUAUUAAUAUAAAUACAAGAUUAUAUUUUUGUCCUUUAA